Lactuca virosa is the source of this 234-nucleotide messenger RNA. The record is from the annotation of a GenBank genome assembly. NCBI's taxonomy places the organism in Eukaryota, Viridiplantae, Streptophyta, Magnoliopsida, Asterales, Asteraceae.
AUGAUCUUACCAAGUGCAAAAAGCCACUUGAAGGGAUAUGAAUUUACUUUAAGGGUCGUCGAUGGUUCGCCGAAGAACACAUCUCAAGCUUUUGAAAUUACAAGGAUUAAUGCAGGAAGGUUUCACUUCAAGUCUUCGUCUCAGCCGACUGACGAACUUACGAACAAGGCUGCCAUCGGAUCUCUCAGUAGAAGGUUUCUUUAUGGGAAUCAACAUCUCAAGGAAAUUUUCUAG